UCUAAAGUGUCAUUCGUUUUUCCGUAGUUCGAUCUUACGUUUUGUUCUUGAACCGGUUAAGAAUUUUGUUUGGAUUUUUACAAAAAUGAAAACUUUUAUUGUAAUUUUCGCUUGUUUUUUACUCGCUAAUGCAGCGUAUAUUAAGAAAACUGAAGAAGAUUCAAUUCGUUUUAAUAAUGAAUGUGAACAAUCUUUAAAAAUUCCAAAAGAACUUAGAGCAAAAUAUGAUAAAGAUGAACUUCCUGAUGAUGAAUUAACACAUAAAUUUAUUAAAUGUAUUGCACUUAAAUUUGAAACAUGGAAUGAAAAAGAUGGUUAUGUUCCAGAAUUAUUGGCAGCACAAUUUGGUCAAAAUAAAAAAGCAUCAAUCGAAAAAUGUUUAACAAAACGUAAUCCAGAUUGGACAACAGAAAAAUGGGCAUGGAAUAAUUGGAAAUGUUUAUCAGCUAAUGGUGUACCAAGAGUUUAAUUUAUAAAUAACAAAAAUAAAAAAUGUGUGCAUAACAUUGCGAAAAAAUAAUUUAACAAAAAUUUAAGCACAUAUUUUUAAUAAUUUGUGCCUUUCAAU
Messenger RNA from Condylostylus longicornis, 568 nucleotides. RefSeq lists its product as uncharacterized. Gene Ontology annotation, biological process: sensory perception of smell. The record is from RefSeq and is a predicted model, not a curated record. The transcript is spliced from 2 exons. The coding region runs from base 86 to 469 and encodes 127 amino acids. Gene Ontology annotation, molecular function: odorant binding. Lineage: Eukaryota; Metazoa; Arthropoda; Insecta; Diptera; Dolichopodidae.